Pleuronectes platessa (European plaice) is the source of this 639-nucleotide messenger RNA. RefSeq lists its product as uncharacterized. Lineage: Eukaryota; Metazoa; Chordata; Actinopteri; Pleuronectiformes; Pleuronectidae. The coding region runs from base 1 to 639 and encodes 212 amino acids. The record is from RefSeq and is a predicted model, not a curated record. The transcript has a single exon.
AUGACAGGUUGCAAGACCAGCCUCUCACAAGGCCGCUACACCUGGAGGCACAAUCAGGUCCUCAAGAGCCUGGCUGCAGCACUUGAGACCAAGAGGAGUGCAACCAAUUCAUUACCUUCAAAAACAAGCAAUCCCGUCAAAACAACAACAUUCAUCCGGAUGGGACAGAAAAGGCCCAAGCAUCCUCCAACGAAGCCAGAAACUGGACACCUAGCCAUGGCCAGGGACUGGAAGAUGCUUGUCAAUAUUGGCCAGCAACAAAUUUUUCCACCUGAGAUUGCUUCUACCAACCUUAGGCCAGACAUGAUACUCUGGUCUCCUUCACGAAAGGCUGUGUACAUCAUAGAGCUCACAGUCCCGUGGGAAAGCUCUGUUGAAGAGGCCUACGAGCGUAAGAAACUGCGUUACACAGAGUUGGCAGCAGACGCAACUCAGCGUGGCUGGAAUGCAAAAGUCUGGCCAGUUGAAGUGGGAUGCAGAGGAUUCGUGGCUUCUUCCACCAUCAGGUUGCUGAAAGAACUUGGAAUCCAUGGACAGGCUUGUCAGGGCAGUUUCAGGGCAGUUUCUCAAGCAGCUGAAAGAGGCAGCAAGUGGCUCUGGAUCAAACGGAAGGACCCUUGCUGGGCUAUAACUUCAUGA